This is a messenger RNA of Penicillium angulare, 1014 nucleotides long. Its product is annotated as SUR7/PalI family protein. NCBI's taxonomy places the organism in Eukaryota, Fungi, Ascomycota, Eurotiomycetes, Eurotiales, Aspergillaceae. Gene Ontology annotation, cellular component: cell cortex of cell tip; plasma membrane. Gene Ontology annotation, biological process: fungal-type cell wall organization. The transcript is spliced from 2 exons. The coding region runs from base 1 to 1014 and encodes 337 amino acids. The record is from RefSeq and is a predicted model, not a curated record.
AUGGGGAAAGCUGGACGUGUCGCGUGUAUUAUCACGCCUUAUCUCCUGACGAUCGCUACCUUAAUCUGUAUCAUCGUUGUGGCUUUGGGAUGUACCAAGUCUAGCUCCAGCACCUUAAGCAAUCUUUACUUCAUUCGGGUCGAUCUCAGAAACAUAGACAACGGCACAAAGACGGAUAGCGAAAUUGAAGACAUCCUCAAUGAGUUCCACAUCACCAGCGUCAACUCAUCCGAAGUGAAGGAUAUCGUGGACCAAUUAGCCAGCAAUGAAGAAGAUAGCGAGAUUAAGGAGUUCUACGACAUUGGUCUGUGGGGUUAUUGCGACGGUGAUGUUCGCGACGGAAAAUUCGAAACGACCGACUGCACGAAGCCCAAAGGCGACUUCUAUUUCGACCCAAUCUCUGUCUGGCACCUGGACAGCACCUCAAUCAAGGAUGAAAUGCCGGAUGACUAUAACAAAAUCAUGAAGGUUUACAAAGCCGUCUCCAAGUGGAUGUCUGUCGCCUACAUUAUCGCCAUCAUUACCACCGUUAUUGAGAUCUUGGUUGGCUUCUUCGCCAUCUGCAGUCGCUGGGGUAGCUGCGUUACCACUCUCUUCGCUGUCACAGGCUUUAUUUUCACAACCGCUGCGUCUGUCACUGCAACUGUCUUGUUUUCCGUGUUCAAGGGUAGCUUGACCCACACUCUUGAGGCCUAUGGCAUCAAGUUGCACAUGGGCAAGAAUAUCUAUGUUGCUACUUGGCUCGCUGUUGCCUUUUCCCUUGCUUCGACUAUCUUCUGGGUCUUCAGUGUUUGCUGCUGCUCCGGUCGUUCCCCUUACAACCACAGCAACAAGCCCCGUGGUAGAGGGUUAACCGCCGAGAAGGCUCCUUACACCUAUGAGGCUCUUGGUGCCGGUGCUCAACCAUUCGGCCAUCAUGACAGCACUGCCUACCCUCCUCCCUCUGCCAACUCCUACCCCAUGACCAACCAACCGCCGCAGGCGAGCCCCUACGAGCCUUUCCGUCACUCCUAA